AUGUCCACGACAGAGUGGGCGCUCGCGACGUCCAAGGCCCCCGAGGGCUCGGACCGCCCCGCGGAGCUCGUCGGUCAGGUCGUCAAGGCCGACUUCCAGCCCGUCCUCGAGUCCGACGAUGUCAAGGCUGCCCUGAAGCGUGUGCCCAAGCUCCUGGACGGUCUGCAAGACACCAUGGAUGUGGACUCGGCCGGCGAGGAAGACUAUGCGACCCUUCUGGCUGCUGCUGUUGCGCUCCAGCAUGCGUUUGUCCAGGCUAACUGGACCGGCCCCGACCUCAAGUUCACACCCGCUGACGUCGUUGCCUGGAUCACCGGCACGGACUCGUCCGACAAGGAUGCCGCCAACACCAAGCUCAACUCGGCUGCCCUUCCCUACCUCACUCUUCUCGGCGAGCCCGCCUACCACCUCGCUGCGCACCCCGCGCUCUUCCUCCUCUCUGUCCGCAUCCUCAAGUACCUCGCGGACAAGAAGGUCCCUCUCGUCACUCUGCCGUGGUGGAGGUUGCGAUCGCACCUCGUCCAUCUCGCCCUCCUCGACGAGGCCGUCCCGCUGGAUGACGAGAUCGUGGGAGAUGUUGGAGCUCUCAUCCCAUCCGCUCCGGACGCCGACACUGCCGCUAUGCUUUCCCUCGAGCUCGGUCUCCUCCACUACAAGCUCGGUCAGGACAAGCCCGCGAACAACGCCUUCCUUACUGCUGCUCGGGCGAGCGGCCUCGAGUUCGAGCUCACCGGAGCUAUGGGCAAACGGACAAAGUUCCAGACCCAGGACCACUCCCAGCUUCUUCUGCUCGCCGAGUCGCGGAAACGUGACGGCGAGGACGGCAAGGUCGUCCCCUCGAAGGGUGCUCCCGAGGCGCUCAAGCUCAACGACGACACGCUGCUGGAGCAGACCGAGUACACGAGCACGACCGGUGGUUCUGGAGCCCUUUCGCACCUCGAUCCCGGAAACCAGCCGGCGCUGCACCCGCUCGACCAGGCGCUGCUCCUCUCGCUGUGUCUGAACCAGGCGAACAGUUCGCCGUCGCACGGUCUCACGAUCCAGCAGAUGAUGCCCUUCGUCCAGCGCGUCGUUACCCACCCCACGAACUGGAGCGUUCAUACCACUGCUCUCAUCCUGCGUGCCCGCCUCGAGUCGCACCGCUCGCGAACAGUUGAGCGUUCGGCUCUCCAGCUCGCCGCGCUCAUCGACCAGAUGCCGACGUCCGACUCAGAGCCCGCCGAGCGGUUGCAGUACUUCCACCAGCUGCCGCUUCCGUCCAAGUGGGAGAUGGAGAAGGAGCUCGCGAAGCGUUAUCUGUCUCUCGGUGUUAUCCGCAGUGCGCUCGACAUUUUCACGAGGCUCGAGAUGUGGGAGGACGCUGUCGCGUGUCUGCAGCACAUGGAGCGCGAGGCCGAGGCUGAGCGUAUCGUCCGCGACCUCCUCGAGGGACGGAAGCUGGAGUCGGACGUCGUUCAGGCGAUGGGCCGUGCUAGUCUCUCUGACGCUCGCCGCGAGAAGCUCGGCUGGGCGCGUGAGGCGAAGCUGUGGUGUCUUCUCGGCGACCUGGCGCUCAACUCGGACGAUGCGCCGAAGAACCCGACCAAGGCCCGGGAGACUGCCAUCGAGUACUACAACAAGGCGUGGGAGGUUUCUCGCCACUCGUCUUCUCGCGCGCAGCGCUCGCUCGGUACGCUUUACACGAGCGCCCAGGACUUUGAGGCCGCCGUUCCUGCCUUCCGUCAUGCCCUCGCCAUCAACCCGCUCUACGCUCACGCUUGGUUCACGCUCGGUGUGUGUCUCAUGCGCCUGGGCCGCUGGGCCGAGGCUCGCGACGCCUUCAAGCGCCAGGUCGGCGUCGCCGAGGAUGAUUCGGAGGGUUGGAACAACCUCGCGGCCGUCUACCUGCGGAUGAACGAGGAGGGUGUUCCGGAGGGCGAGAAGCCGCCGCCGGUCAGCUUUGAGAACAAGCAGCUCGCGUACCACGCGCUGCGCUCUGGUCUUCGCUCCUCCUACAACAACUGGCGCAUGUGGGCCAACUACAUGGUCGUCGCCAUCGACGUCGGUGAGCUGAACGAGGCGGCGCGCGCACAGGCCCGUGUCGUCGAGGAGAUGUUCGUCAAGGACCCUGUCGUUGCCGUCGACCCCGAUGUGCUCGACAAGCUUGUCGACAGUGUGACCCGCGAUGAGUGGAACGGCGGUGAGCCCGCACAGCCGCCCACGACCUCGAACGAGGGCUGGGGCCUGUACCCCGUCGUGGACCGGUUGUUCGAGAAGACGAUCCUGCCUCGCAUCUCGGACAACCCGCGAGUCUGGCGUGCGCACGCCCGUCUCCUGCGCUGGAAGGAGGACUGGGCCGGCGCCAUCGACGACUAUAUCCGCGCGUACCGUGCCGAGGUGGCGGAUGACGAGCGUGUCGAGCGCGACGUCAAGCGCUGGCGCGAGGCUGUCAACUCGAUCGAGGACCUGGUCGCUACGCUCGAGCAGCUCGGUCCCCGCGUCCCCAAGGUCGAGGGCAAGAAGGGCGGAGACUGGCGCUUCCAGGCCCGCGGUAUCGUGCGUACAUUCAUGGGCCGGACGAGGAAUGCCUUCGAGAACGAGCCAGAGUGGGACCGCCUCAAGGACCUCCUCGACGAGCUCAAGCGCGCCGACUAG
Molecule: messenger RNA, 2634 nt
Organism: Trichosporon asahii var. asahii CBS 2479
Lineage: Eukaryota; Fungi; Basidiomycota; Tremellomycetes; Trichosporonales; Trichosporonaceae
Product: karyogamy-related protein
Exons: 1
Coding region: 1-2634 (877 amino acids)
Molecular function (GO): protein binding
Source: RefSeq, a predicted model, not a curated record